Rhinolophus ferrumequinum (greater horseshoe bat) is the source of this 1906-nucleotide messenger RNA. It is a transcript of the gene CALR, whose product is annotated as calreticulin. Gene Ontology annotation, cellular component: endoplasmic reticulum; endoplasmic reticulum membrane. Gene Ontology annotation, molecular function: calcium ion binding. Bases 85 to 1341 code for a protein of 418 amino acids. The transcript has 9 exons. Gene Ontology annotation, biological process: protein folding. NCBI's taxonomy places the organism in Eukaryota, Metazoa, Chordata, Mammalia, Chiroptera, Rhinolophidae. The record is from RefSeq and is a predicted model, not a curated record.
GAGCUAGCGUCCGUCCCUGCUGCAGAGGUGCUGUCCGACGAACGACUUAAAGGGCCCCGCGCUCUGCCGCCCCCUCGGCCCGCCAUGCUGCUACCUGUGCCGCUGCUGCUCUGCCUUCUCGGCCUGGCUGCCGCCGAACCCGUCGUCUACUUAAAGGAGCAGUUUCUAGACGGAGACGGGUGGACCAACCGCUGGAUUGAAUCCAAACACAAAACGGAUUUUGGCAAAUUCGUCCUCAGUGCCGGCAAGUUCUACGGUGAUCUGGACAAAGAUAAAGGGCUGCAGACGAGCCAGGAUGCCCGCUUUUACGCCCUGUCGACCAGAUUUGAGCCCUUCAGCAACAAGGACCAGACAUUGGUGGUGCAGUUCACCGUGAAACACGAGCAGAACAUCGACUGUGGGGGCGGCUAUGUGAAGCUAUUUCCAGAUAGUUUGGAACAGACAGACAUGCACGGAGACUCUGAAUACAACAUUAUGUUUGGCCCUGACAUCUGUGGCCCGGGCACCAAGAAGGUUCAUGUCAUCUUCAACUACAAGGGCAAGAAUGUGCUAAUCAAUAAGGAUAUCCGUUGCAAGGAUGAUGAAUUCACACACCUGUACACACUGAUCGUUCGGCCGGAUAAUACCUAUGAGGUGAAGAUUGACAACAGCCAGGUGGAGUCGGGCUCCCUGGAAGACGAUUGGGACUUCUUGCCACCUAAGAAGAUAAAGGAUCCUGAUGCUUCCAAGCCUGAAGACUGGGAUGAGCGGGCCAAGAUUGAUGACCCCACAGACUCCAAACCUGAGGAUUGGGACAAGCCUGAGCACAUCCCUGACCCUGAUGCUAAGAAGCCUGAGGACUGGGAUGAAGAGAUGGAUGGAGAGUGGGAACCACCAGUGAUUCAGAACCCAGAAUACAAGGGUGAGUGGAAGCCCCGACAGAUUGACAACCCAGAUUACAAGGGCACUUGGAUCCACCCAGAGAUCGACAACCCUGAGUAUUCUCCGGAUAGCAAUAUCUAUGCCUAUGAAAACUUUGCUGUGCUGGGCCUAGACCUCUGGCAGGUGAAGUCUGGCACCAUCUUUGACAACUUCCUCAUCACCAACGACGAGGCGUAUGCGGAAGAGUUCGGCAAUGAGACGUGGGGUGUCACAAAGGCGGCAGAAAAGCAAAUGAAAGACAAGCAGGACGAGGAGCAGAGGCUGAAGGAGGAGGAGGAGGACAGGAAGCGCAAGGAGGAGGAGGAGGCGGACAAGGACGACGAGGAUGACAAGGAAGACGAGGACGAGGACGAGGAUGAUAAGGAGGAAGACGAGGAGGAGGACGAGGCCGCCGCCGGCCCAUCCAAGGAUGAGCUGUAGGGGCCGCACCGCCAUUUCCGGGGCUGAACUGAGGCCUGAGCGCUCCUGCCGCACAGCCGGCCGCGCCAAAUAAUGUCUCUAUGAGACUGGAGAACUUUCCUUUUUUUUCCAGGCGGGUUCGGAUUUGGGGUGGAUUUUGGUUUUGUUCUCCCUUUUUUUUUUGUUAUUUGUUUUUUGAACUGGUGUUUUUGUCUAUGAUUCUCCCUCAGCCCUCACCUCUGGCCCUCAUCUUUCUUGACCCUUCGCCGUCCUCUGUCUCUUCUCUCCCCAUGUCCCUUAGUUCCCCUCCAACCUGGGGGCAUGAGGAGGUGGGGAGGAGAAGCUCCAGGCCCAAGAUUCCGACUAUUCACCUUCCUGAAUCCCAGAGUGGGACAGGAAAAGGGCGUGGUGUCCCAGACCCCCAGCACUGAGGAAGAAUGGGGCUCCUAGGGCCCGAGCUCCGACCCCUCACCCCCACUUCCUCCCUUUCUCCCUGCCUCCAGAACUGGGCCACUUCUGGGUGGGGCAGUGGGUUCCAACUCAGCUCAUACAGAAUGUAAGAACUACAAACAAAAUUUCUAUUAAA